CAAUGGCUCAUCUGAAGUUCCUCCUUCUCCUCCUGUGGGUUGGUGUCACAGAGAGCGCAGUCCUGGAUUUACACAAAAGAAUCUUCAACGGUUAUGACUGUGAAGGCACCAAGCAUCUGUACCAUGUGAAAAUAACUGCAACCAAUGGAACACAUGGUUCUCGAUGUGGAGGCUCUCUGAUCCACAGCGAGUGGGUUCUAACUGCAGCUCACUGUUGGAACGAUCAACCUGGAUUGAUUAUGUCUGCAUAUGUAGGAAUUCAUCCAGGUCCAGGAAGUAGGGUUACAAUUAGGGAUCACCAAAUCUUUAAGGACCAUGACAUCAUGCUACUGAAAAUCUCACUGGCAUCGAUCAGGACUUACCUUGUUCAGUUACCUGAUUGUACCAUUCCUCCGAACAUGUGA
Neolamprologus brichardi is the source of this 404-nucleotide messenger RNA. Its product is annotated as trypsin I-P1-like. Gene Ontology annotation, molecular function: serine-type endopeptidase activity. NCBI's taxonomy places the organism in Eukaryota, Metazoa, Chordata, Actinopteri, Cichliformes, Cichlidae. Gene Ontology annotation, biological process: proteolysis. The record is from RefSeq and is a predicted model, not a curated record.